Messenger RNA from Hyla sarda, 3048 nucleotides. It is a transcript of the gene ARX, whose product is annotated as aristaless related homeobox. The record is from RefSeq and is a predicted model, not a curated record. Gene Ontology annotation, biological process: regulation of transcription by RNA polymerase II. The transcript has 5 exons. Bases 233 to 1807 code for a protein of 524 amino acids. Gene Ontology annotation, molecular function: DNA-binding transcription factor activity, RNA polymerase II-specific; RNA polymerase II transcription regulatory region sequence-specific DNA binding. Lineage: Eukaryota; Metazoa; Chordata; Amphibia; Anura; Hylidae.
GUAACACGUGGAGGAGAGGGCUGAGGAGCUGAGCUGUGCUCUUCACUACACUACUGCUUGGUGCCCUGAUCAGGAACAGGGGGGACAGGGGACUGAUGUGGUUCUGGGAUCCUGCACACACUCUCAGUAUACCCAGUAGCAGCAGCAGCAGUCACCACCCUGACAGGCAGCCUUCCACCCAACAGCAGCAACACAGACAGCAAGAGGGGACAUCAGUGUCUACAGAACAACCAUGAGCAGCCAGUACCAUGAGGAGGCAGCUGAGAGGCCGGAGUGCAAAAGUAAAUCCCCCACCCUGCUCUCCUCAUACUGCAUAGACAGCAUUCUGGGCAGGAGGAGCCCCUGCAAGAUGAGGCUGCUGGGCACCCAAAGCUUGCCACCCAUGACUGCCAGGACUGACCAGGACAAAAGUUUAGAAGGUUCUCCAAAGAACAACUCUACUUUUGAGGCUGAGCUUCAUCUACCUCCAAAACUGAGAAGGCUCUAUGGUCCUGUGGGGGCAGCUGGGCGGCUGCAUAUACAGUCUCUGCCUGAUGCCAGGUCAGCAGUGCCCAGGUCGGAUAAACCUGAUCGGCUACUACUACUUGGUGGAGCAGGAGAAAGCAGUUGGGAGAACCAUAGCCUGAAGAUCAGCCAGGCCCCACAGGUCAGCAUCAGCCGCAGCAAGUCCUAUAGAGAGAACAGCGCCCCCCUGCUGCGAGAAGAACAGAGCAGCCCCGAUGGUCUACAACAGCCACUCCAGACCGGUGCUUCUCUGCAAGACAGAUUGGGAGGAAUAGCCCAAAAUCCAACAGAGGAGGAAGAGGAGGAUGAGGAAGACGAGGACGAUGAAGAAGAUGAUGAGGAAGAGGAUGAGACAGAUAAACAACACAAUAGUAAUAACACCAGCAGCAAUCCCAACAGAGGACUCCUGAAGGAGCAGCACCCACAAUUCCAGCAGCAACAGCAGCAGCAACAAGUAGGAUGUGGACCUGAUGGAGACAUGUCUCCCAAGGAGGAACUUCUACUUCAUACUUCUGAUGCUGAUGGAAAAGAUGGAGAGGACAGUGUGUGUCUGUCAGCUGGCAGUGACUCUGAGGAGGGCAUGCUAAAGAGGAAACAGAGGAGGUAUAGAACCACCUUCACCAGCUACCAGCUAGAAGAACUAGAGAGGGCUUUCCAGAAGACCCACUACCCGGAUGUCUUCACAAGAGAGGAGCUAGCCAUGCGCCUGGACCUGACUGAAGCCAGAGUGCAGGUAUGGUUCCAAAACCGAAGAGCCAAAUGGAGGAAAAGGGAGAAGGCAGGUGCCCAGACCCAUGCCCCAGGCUUGCCCUUCCCGGGCCCUCUGUCCGCCAGUCACCCGCUGAGCCCCUACCUUGAUGCCAGCCCAUUCCCUCCACACCAUCCUGCCUUGGACUCUGCCUGGACCGCCGCUGCCGCUGCUGCUGCCGCCGCCUUCCCUAGUCUGCCUCCACCUCCCGGCUCCACAUCGUUACCCCCCAGCGGUACCCCACUAGGACUCAGCACUUUCCUGGGGGCAGCUGUGUUCCGGCACCCGGCCUUCAUCAGCCCCGCAUUCGGCAGGCUCUUCUCCACCAUGGCUCCCCUGACUAGUGCUUCCACCGCCGCAGCUCUUCUUAGACAGCCCAGCCCUGCUGUGGAGAGUGUAGCGCCAUCUGGCGGCUUAUCAGACCCAGCCACAGCCGCAGCGGACAGACGGGCGUCCAGUAUAGCAGCCCUCAGGCUCAAAGCUAAAGAACACGCAGCACAGCUAACUCAGCUCAACAUCAUCCCCGGGAACAGCACAGGGAAAGAGGUCUGCUAAGUCCCUUCCCUUCCCCCCCACCCCAAAAUCACCAAGCAAGACCAAAUGGAGGGCAAGGAACACAGCCGAGGACCACAGACUAUAGGACUGUGCUAGAAGAGUCAUGGAGGGUCCUUGUCUCAAGUAAUAAUCAGUGUACUACAUUAUGCAGCCCCAGAGCAGUAACCUUGGUACUCUAUGACGUCACUGUUGACUCCCCAUGCUCUGCGUGACGUCACAUUACUGCUGCAGUUAAGCAAAAAGGGAAAUAACAAAUAUAUAUAUAAAUAUAUAUAUAUAAAAAAAAAAAAAAUCCCCAGCCAGUUUUAUUUCUUCUAUUGUUUCUUGGACAUUCCCUAACUUGUGAUCUUUAACCCUGUCUCAUCAGGAUCGCCUCUAUUUAUGCAGGACUUAUGCCACUGAUCCACUAAAACUUAGGUGAACGAUCUAGUCAGUGCACUUACCAGAGAUGUAUAUCUGUAUUGUGUUCUUUUCUUUUAGCUUAAACCAACCAAGGUUCUUUUUUUUUUUUUUUUUUUUUUGUUCUUUUAUUUUUCUACCAAACCAAAGGGAAAUGAACUGUCAGAUUUAUGGACUGUUGAAGUCACUAAACUGUGAUUACUGAUUCUGUACAUAAUAACAUUGUUAUAAAAAAAAAAAACACACACAAAAAAAAAACCAUAAGGAAAAAAGAGCUUUGUAUAUUUGAAAUGUUAUAAAAAGAAUUGCACUCAGUGUAGUGUUGUAAGUUUGUCGAACUGUAGAAUUCUAUCUGUGUUGUAGAUACCACAAGGUUCCUAGCACAAAUAUUUAUGUAAAAAACCCUUUAUUUAACUUAUUAACUGUAGAGCUUUCCAAACCUUUAAAUCAAUGCUACCUGUGUAAUGUUGUCUUAUUGUCAUCAUUUUUUUCCAGGCUUUCCUAUUGGAAAGUGUGCCACCCAGAAUAAUAAAAAAAAAAACAAAAAACAAAACAAAAACAAUCAAAAAAAAUAUAAGAACAAAACAAAACACAGCUAUAUGUUUAACUAAACCUGAAGCCUUUUUGAUGUGUGUGAAUGUAAGGAGUGUGGUUGUCACCUAGCCUGAUGUAUGGGGGGAUAUUACUGAUUUCUCUACAUUUUUAAGGAGUUGUCUAUUUUAUGACAUUAAUCCUGUCUUUUCACCUGGCAGUUUUUUUUUAAUUCAUUUUAAUUUUGCCACCACAAAGCAAGAAGUGUAUUGAAAAGGAAUAGGAAAUAUGAAGGACUUACAUUUCUCCUU